Truncatella angustata is the source of this 1569-nucleotide messenger RNA. RefSeq lists its product as uncharacterized. The transcript is spliced from 5 exons. Gene Ontology annotation, molecular function: monooxygenase activity. NCBI's taxonomy places the organism in Eukaryota, Fungi, Ascomycota, Sordariomycetes, Amphisphaeriales, Sporocadaceae. Bases 1 to 1569 code for a protein of 522 amino acids. The record is from RefSeq and is a predicted model, not a curated record.
AUGUCUGCUGCUGCAACCACACCCGUUCCGGAAAAAUGCCGUGUCCUUGUGAUAGGCGGUGGGCCUGGCGGGUCAUACGCAGCAACUGUUUUAGCUCGUGAAAAUAUCGACACUGUCGUUCUUGAGGCCGAGCAUCAUCCCCGCUAUCACAUCGGCGAAAGUACUCUUGUUUCAUUUCGCCACUAUCUUAAAUUCAUUGAUCUUCAUGAAGAAUUUGAUAAACAUGGCUUCACGACCAAGGUUGGAGCUGCAUUCAAGAUGGUGCCUAACGGCCGUGAGGGAUUCACCGACUUUCGCGCGGGCGGACCAGACAACAUAGCUUGGAAUCUCAUUCGCUCCGAAGCGGAUGAGAAGAUGUUUCGACACGCUGAAAAGUCCGGGGCUAACACCUAUGAGGGAGUCAAGGUGCAGUCGAUCAAUUUUGAGGAUACCAAAGAUGCCAAUGGGAUCAAUGGAGACGCGCAGCUGAAUGUUGGUCGCCCCGUCUCUGCUCAGUGGAAGAGAGAUGAUGGCACAACUGGCAAAAUCGCAUUUGACUAUGUCGUGGACGCUAGCGGGCGCGCGGGCCUUCUGAGCACCAAGUACCUAAAGAAUCGGUCAUACAGCAAAGCUCUCAAGAACGUUGCGAACUGGGCAUAUUUCACAGGUGGCAAGAGAUACCAGGAGGGCACAGAUCGCGGAAACUCGCCCUUGUUUGAGGCCUUGCAUGGAAAGAUAACAGACGAGAGCGGCUGGGUGUGGUAUAUUCCCUUGCACAACGGCACACACUCGGUUGGGGUUGUCAGGAACCAGAACGUUGCUGCUGAGAAAAAGAAGGAAGCCGACUCAGUACAGCACUACUUCACUGAGAGCCUCAAGCUCUCCCCGAUGAUCAGCAAGCUGCUGGGUACAGACAGCGAGCAGGUCACAUCAAUACAUUCGGCCUCGGAUUUCUCGUACCAUGCGAAAAGCUACGCUAUCCCACAUGCUCGUAUCGUGGGUGACGCCGGAUGUUUCAUCGACCCGUUCUUCUCUUCGGGUCUUCACCUCGCGCUCACUGCUGCCCUCUCGGCAGCUACCACCAUUGCAGCCAGCAUUCGUGGCGACGUAGAUGAAGCUGUUGGUACGAAGUGGCAUACGGACAAAAUUCGCGAGGCCUAUGCCCGUUUCUUGUUGGUUGUGCUAGGCACUUAUCAACAAAUGCGCAAUCAGGAAGCCCCGGUGCUGUCCGAGGUGGGCGAAGAUAACUUUGACAGAGCUUUCAAGUUCUUCCAACCUGUCAUUCAGGGAACUUCCGACUCAACAGACAAGUUCACUCAGGCUGACCUCACCAAGACAGUCUCCUUCUUGACCGCAGCUCUUACACCCGUAAUGCGCCCAGACGGUCCAGAUGCAUCGCAGAAACCUCUGCUGGGCAAAAAUGAAUUGGUGGGGGCAGAGGAUGAAGAGGCUCUAAAAGCCCUUGUCAUGCAUCACCAGUCUGACACUGCCCAUGGACUCGACAAGUUCACCACAGAUGUUAUCGAUGGGCGGAUCCCGAGAUUGGAGAGGGGAAAUUUGACACUCACUCUUGUUGAGAACAAAGCAUAA